Daldinia vernicosa is the source of this 2017-nucleotide messenger RNA. Its product is annotated as citrate synthase. Gene Ontology annotation, molecular function: 2-methylcitrate synthase activity. The record is from RefSeq and is a predicted model, not a curated record. The transcript has 4 exons. The coding region runs from base 406 to 1830 and encodes 474 amino acids. Gene Ontology annotation, cellular component: mitochondrial matrix. Gene Ontology annotation, biological process: citrate metabolic process; tricarboxylic acid cycle; carbohydrate metabolic process. NCBI's taxonomy places the organism in Eukaryota, Fungi, Ascomycota, Sordariomycetes, Xylariales, Hypoxylaceae.
GUGAAAUUGAAGUACAAUACCUGAAUGCUAAUGUAGGUACCUAAUUCACCUAGCUACAGCAGGUACAAUACUUAAUAGGCAGGUCGUAAGUGUUAGAAGUACUUCACCUGGACCUUCCCCCACAUCAGAUCAUCUUCUCUCAACGGUUGGAGUUUAAGAGAGAAGGCCCGACGUGCUUUCUUGUCACUUUUCUUUCCGUCUUGUUGCCAUAUGUUUAUAUUUCCUCUUUGCCAUUGACAACUUACUUCUUCUGACUUGCGUCGGCGUUUUAGAGAAUUGGCCUUAGAAAUCUAGCAUAUCCUACUUGAGAACAAUUUAUAUAUUGUUCGAUCACAUAUAUAUACCUACCUUAUUUAAUCAUUCCUCCUACGUCUAUUCUAGCUACCUCGCCCGCCUCGUUUGAAUAUGGCUAUGAAUAUUAGAACAACGACGAGAGCGCUAGGGGCUUUAAGACCGCGAGCCGCCCCGGCGAUAGUCCUCCCCACGGUUAGGUCGUACUCUUCCUCGUCCGAGCCCGACUUAAAGGAGACUCUAAAAGAAGUCAUCCCCGCCAAACGGGAGCUUCUCAAGAAAGUCAAGGCCCAUGGAUCCAAGGUUAUCGGUGAGGUUAAGGUUGAGAACACGAUUGGUGGCAUGAGGGGGUUGAAGGCAAUGGUCUGGGAAGGCUCUGUACUGGAUGCGAAUGAGGGGAUUCGAUUUCAUGGCCGAACGAUAAAGGAUUGCCAAAAGGAGUUACCCAAAGGCAAGACGGGUACUGAAAUGCUCCCGGAAGCCAUGUUUUGGCUCCUCUUAACCGGUAAAGUGCCGUCGGUUGGUCAGGUCCGCCAACUGUCGCGUGAACUCGCCGAGCAGGCUCGGCUUCCUGAUUUCGUAAAUAAGCUACUUGAUAGUUUUCCUCGAGACCUACAUCCCAUGACUCAGUUCGCUAUUGCGGUUAGCGCUCUGAAUUAUACUUCGAAAUUCGCGAAAGCGUACGAGCAAGGUUUGAACAAGGCCGACUACUGGGAGCCUACAUUCGACGAUGUCAUUAGUCUGCUCGCCAAGCUACCUACGAUCGCGGCCAAAAUAUAUCAGAAUUCCUACCGCGACGGUGGUGCAUUACCUGGCGAUGUUGACCCCGAACAGGACUGGUCCUAUAACUUUGCCUCUAUGCUAGGCAAGGGUGGAAAAGAGAACGAAGACUUCCAGGACUUACUAAGAUUAUACCUUGCCCUUCAUGGAGAUCACGAAGGCGGAAACGUCUCGGCUCAUGCUACUCACCUUGUUGGGAGCGCCCUGAGCGAUCCGUUUCUGAGUUACAGCGCAGGCCUCCAAGGUUUGGCCGGGCCUUUACACGGACUCGCCGCGCAGGAGGUAUUACGGUGGAUUAUCCAGAUGAAAGAAAACAUCCCGGAGAAUUACUCCGAGAAGGAUGUUCAAGACUACCUAUGGUCAACACUCAACAGCGGUCGAGUCAUUCCAGGUUAUGGGCAUGCUGUCCUUCGCAAGCCCGAUCCCCGCUUCGAAGCGCUGAUGGAUUACGCUGCCAGUCGCCCUGCGAUUGCCAAUGACCCUGUAUUCAAGCUCGUCAAGGCCAAUAGCGAAAUCGCUCCUCAAGUUUUAACUGAACACGGAAAGACCAAGAACCCCUACCCCAACGUCGACUCGAGCAGUGGCGUUUUGUUCCACCACUACGGCUUCCAUGAGACCCUUUAUUACACUGCAACAUUCGGUGUUAGCAGAGGAUUGGGACCCCUCGCUCAACUCAUUUGGGACCGUGCUCUUGGUCUACCCAUUGAGCGGCCUAAGAGCAUAAAUCUAGAAGGAAUAUUAAAAGAGGUGGGAGCGUGAAUGAGUAAAUAUGUAAGGUAGCACUCUGGAGUUGAACAUGGUCAUUAUCGGAUAAGCGUAAGUAUAGUACUGUCAUCGAAAAAUCCAAUGCUACAAAUGCUUUAUGAGCCUCUUAGUCGCUACUGUUGGUGUAUCAUGUAUAGGCCCAUAGUAUGAAAAUAAAGUCUCCUUGAGGUUAACGUUAUAA